This is a messenger RNA of Aspergillus homomorphus CBS 101889, 967 nucleotides long. RefSeq names its product putative mitochondrial tricarboxylate transporter (Ctp). The coding region runs from base 8 to 871 and encodes 287 amino acids. Gene Ontology annotation, biological process: mitochondrial citrate transmembrane transport. Lineage: Eukaryota; Fungi; Ascomycota; Eurotiomycetes; Eurotiales; Aspergillaceae. The record is from RefSeq and is a predicted model, not a curated record. The transcript has 8 exons.
AACUAUUAUGAAGCCCAGUAGUUUGCGAUCCAUCAUUGCGGGCUCUACCGCGGGUGCCGUCGAGAUCGCUAUCACAUAUCCAGCAGAAUUCGCAAAGACCCGGACACAACUCAACCGCAGACUCCCCGACGCAAAGAAACUACCAUGGCCGCCGUUCGGUUCACAAUGGUAUGCCGGGUGCACAACCCUCAUCAUCGGAAACUCUCUUAAAGCAGGAAUUCGUUUCGUUGCCUUUGACUGGUUGAAAUCACUUCUGCAGGAUGAGAAUGGCAAGAUUUCGGGGCCCCGAACGGUCAUUGCGGGUUUCGGGGCGGGAUUUACUGAGUCUCUUUUGGCGGUCACACCAUUCGAGAGUAUCAAAACGCAAUUAAUCGACGAUCGGAAGUCUCAAAAGCCCCGAAUGCGAGGAUUCUUGCAUGGGAGCAAGAUUAUUUAUCAAGAAAGAGGCGUUCGAGGAUUUUUCCAAGGGUUUGUUCCGACAACUGCACGCCAGGCUGCCAAUUCAGCGACACGCUUCUCAAGCUAUACUAUGUUGAAACAGAUGGCCCAAGGCUGGGUUGCCCCUGGAGAGAAGCUAGGAACCGUGAGCACCUUUGCGAUCGGUGGGAUGGCCGGUCUCAUCACGGUUUACGUUACGCAACCUCUUGAUACUGUCAAGACAAGAAUGCAAUCCCUAGAAGCCAGUAAAAACUAUAAGAACAGUUUUGUCUGCGCGGCACGAAUCUUCAAGGACGAGGGCAUUUUGACCUUCUGGUCAGGCGCCGUUCCACGUCUGGCAAGGCUUAUCAUGAGCGGCGGUAUAGUUUUCACUAUGUACGAGAAGACAAUGGAGGCAUUUGACACCUUCGACCCAGAAAGGCGGUAUCUCUAAUAUAUUUGCUGAAUUUGGAUGAUAUGUGCAAAUCCAAGGUCCAUGUAUGCGCAGUUGCAGUGUGGAGAUUUCGAAUGGAGCUGCUAAAGUCAGAGU